This is a messenger RNA of Chinchilla lanigera (long-tailed chinchilla), 939 nucleotides long. RefSeq names its product U2 small nuclear RNA auxiliary factor 1 (gene U2af1). Gene Ontology annotation, cellular component: spliceosomal complex; U2AF complex. The record is from RefSeq and is a predicted model, not a curated record. Gene Ontology annotation, biological process: mRNA splicing, via spliceosome. Lineage: Eukaryota; Metazoa; Chordata; Mammalia; Rodentia; Chinchillidae. The transcript has 8 exons. Gene Ontology annotation, molecular function: metal ion binding; pre-mRNA 3'-splice site binding. The coding region runs from base 81 to 800 and encodes 239 amino acids.
UCGCGUCCGGUGACGUCUCCCGCGGGCGUCGGCAGGGUCGGCGGCGUCGGCGGCGGUGUCGGCGGCCGCAGCGGUGGGAAAUGGCGGAGUAUUUGGCCUCCAUCUUCGGCACCGAAAAAGACAAAGUCAACUGCUCAUUUUAUUUCAAAAUUGGAGCAUGUCGUCAUGGAGACAGGUGCUCUCGGUUGCACAAUAAACCGACCUUUAGCCAGACCAUCUUGAUUCAAAACAUCUAUCGUAAUCCCCAAAACAGUGCACAGACGGCUGACGGCUCACACUGUGCCGUGAGCGACGUGGAGAUGCAGGAGCACUAUGACGAGUUCUUCGAGGAGGUCUUCACGGAGAUGGAGGAGAAGUACGGGGAAGUGGAGGAGAUGAAUGUCUGCGACAACCUGGGAGACCACCUCGUGGGGAACGUGUACGUCAAGUUUCGCCGUGAGGAGGAUGCAGAGAAGGCUGUGAUCGACCUGAAUAACCGCUGGUUUAACGGACAGCCGAUCCAUGCCGAGCUCUCUCCCGUGACUGACUUCAGGGAAGCCUGCUGCCGUCAGUACGAGAUGGGGGAGUGCACACGAGGAGGCUUCUGCAACUUCAUGCACCUGAAGCCGAUUUCCAGAGAGCUGCGGCGAGAGCUGUACGGGCGCCGUCGCAAGAAGCAUAGGUCGAGGUCCCGGUCCCGGGAGCGGCGCUCUCGGUCUAGAGACCGCGGUCGUGGCGGAGGCGGCGGUGGCGGAGGCGGCGGAGGUCGGGAGCGAGACCGGAGGCGGUCGAGAGAUCGGGAGAGAUCUGGGCGGUUCUGAGCCAUGCCGUUUUUACCGUAUGUCUGCUAGAAAGUGUUGUAGUUGAUUGACCAAACCAGUUCAUAUGGGAAUUUUUUUAAAAAACAACAAAAAAAAACACAAAGAUGGGUUUCUGAAUAAAAUUUGUAGUGAUACAGUA